AUGCAGAACAAAUAUAUGGAGGAACAGUGCAUAAUUGUUGAUGAGCAGGAUAAACCACUGCGUCCCGGUACCAAACGAUUUUGUCAUUCCAGUGAAACAUCAAGGAAUGUGUUUCUUCAGAAUGAGGGCGAUAUCGGAGUUCGGCGUGCUGCCAAGAGAAAACUGAAUCAUGAAUUGGGCAUCGAAAGGGUUGAUAUCGAACAAAUGGAGGUGAUGGGUCGAUUUUUAUAUAAGUCUGUAAUGCAUAACAAUAAGUGGGGUGAACAUGAAAUUGAUCAUGCUCUUGUGAUUCGUGAUUUUGACGUUGAGCAACUCAGGCGAAAUCCAGAAGAAGUGGACGAAAUUGCGAUUUUGUUCGUUUUAGGUAAUGAAGUAUCAUUUUCGCCUUGGUUCCAGUUGUUCGUGCAGCACAAUAUCUUACAGAAAUGGUGGCAAAAUUUGGAUUGCUUGGAUAGUUUAAAGGAUUUCGACACCAUAAAGCGACUAAACUGA
Molecule: messenger RNA, 492 nt
Organism: Gongylonema pulchrum
Lineage: Eukaryota; Metazoa; Nematoda; Chromadorea; Rhabditida; Gongylonematidae
Source: the annotation of a GenBank genome assembly